Staurois parvus is the source of this 450-nucleotide messenger RNA. Lineage: Eukaryota; Metazoa; Chordata; Amphibia; Anura; Ranidae. The record is from the annotation of a GenBank genome assembly.
GUGCCCACAGUCCGCUUCCCCUCCCUCCCUAAAGGUCUGCAGUCUCUGGUCAUCCCCUGUACUGUCCGCAGUCUCUGGUCAUCCCCUGUACUGUCCGCAGUCUCUGGUCAUCUCCAGUACUGUGCGCAGUCUCUGGUCAUCUCCAGUACUGUGUCCACAGUCUCUGUCAUCCCCUGUACUGUCCGCAGUCUCUGGUCAUCCCCUGUACUGUGUCCGCAGUCUCUGGUCAUCUCCUGUACUGUGUCCGCAGUCUCUGGUCACCUCCUGUACUAUGUCCGCAGUCUCUGGUCAUCCCCUGUACUGUGUCCGCAGUCUCUGGUCAUCCCCUGUACUGUGUCCGCAGUCUCUGGUCAUCUCCUGUACUGUGUCCGCAGUCUCUGGUCAUCUCCUGUACUGUGUCCGCAGUCUCCGGUCACCUCCUGUACUGUGUCCGCAGUCUCUGGUCUGUGU